GGCAGAGGGUCCAAAGCCCAGCCCGUUUCCAGUGGCCACAGGGCUGCCCUUUUCCCUGCUCUGGCCUUCGCCUUGUCCCUCGCCCCCAUCCGCCCCUCUUUGCCCAUUUGAGGGGUGAAGAGGUGAGGGCCAGAGCAAAGUCUUAGGGAGUUGGCAUAAUGAGGCAAAUGAUAAGCGUGAACACCUCCCCCUUCCUCCAGCCCGCCCGCCUUUCCCCUCGGACUGGGCCUCGCCCUCCUCAUCUCCCUCUCCUCACAACGGCUCCUGCCGGCCAACCGGCCUCAGGUGCCUCCAACUCGGCCUCCCCGGCUCCCCCUCACCCCUUACCCCGCCUGCCUGGACCUGCAGGAGUCAGAUGGGGGUCGACUGAGAAGCCGGUUCGAGUUGGACUCCCAGACAACUACCCUCUGCUGAGAGAUUUUCUCCCUUCCCGCUUCCUCCCGUUCCAGCGUCUCCCUCUUCCGAAAGAGCCAGGAAGUCCUCCCUGUGGUCUAACCCUCCAUCCCUCCUGCUGCAGGGCAGCUCGGUUCCUCUGGUCCCAGCUCCCGAGUCUCUCGGAAGGGGGAGAUGGAGGGGUGGAUGUGGAAUUCGUGAGUAAUAGCUACCUAGCCGCUCCCCGGGCCGGGCAGGUCACCCAGCCGGGGGAGAUUUCCCUCUUCUCCGGACACUUUAACGUGUCCGUUGCUGCUGUCCCGGGGCCGGCCGGUCGAAAACAUCUCUCAGGAGGACAGGCAGGAAGCAGACACCGGGACGAUGGCGACCACUGUCUUCGAAAACCCGACGGUCACCGCCUUUACGGUGGACUUGGACUAUGACUUUCACUGGAACGACAUCGAGCCUAAGAGGCCGCUCUCGGCGAUGAACGUGGUGGGGCUGACCAUCUACGCCUUGGUCUUCCUGGUGGGAGUGCCGGGCAACGCGGCCGUGGCCUGGGUGACCGGGGCCGAGGCGCGCCGGACGGUCAACGCCGUGUGGUUCCUGCACCUGUCGGUGGCUGACCUCCAGUGCUGCCUGUCGCUGCCCCUCCUGGCCGUGCCCCUGCUGAGGGACGGCGACUGGCCGCUGGGGGAAUUCGCCUGCCGCGUGCUGCCCUCCCUGAUUCUGCUCAACAUGUUCGCCAGCGUGCUGCUGCUGACCGCCAUCAGCGCCGACCGCUGCGCCCUGGCGCUGCGCCCCGUCUGGUGCCAGAACCACCGGAGCCCGCGACUGGCCUGGGCCGUGUGCGGGGCCUCCUGGGGGCUGGCCCUGCUGCUGACCGCCCCGUCCUUCGUCUACCGCACCAUCCACCGGGAGGCGUUCCCGCCGCGCACCGAGUGCGUGCAGGACUACGGCGGGGACGCCCAGGCUGAGGGAGCCGUGACGGUCAUACGCUUCACCACCGGCUUCCUGGUGCCACUGGCCGUCAUCAGCGGCUGCCACGGCGUGCUGCUGGCGCGUUUGCGGGGUGGUCCCAUGCCCCGGCCACUGCUCCUCGUUGUAGUCGUGGUGGCCAGCUUCUUCCUGUGCUGGUGUCCCUAUCACGUGGUGGUGCUGGUGGUGGCGGCCGCGGCUCCACAGUCCAGCCUCCUGCAUCGGGCCCUGCAGGCCGAGCCCCUGGCCUUGGGCCUGGCGUUAAGCCAGAGCUGCGUGAACCCAAUCCUAUUCCUGUGCGCUGGGCGGAGCCGGCUCCGCCAGUCUCUGGGUGCAGCCCUGCGCCGGGGGCUGGGGGAUGAGGGAAGUUGGGGGACAGUGGGGGUGGCUGACAGCAAGGCAACUGGUGACAGGGAGACCACAGAGGAGCUGGUCUAGGCAGAAUUUCUCCACUCCCACUCAGUCCAGCCCCUGGGAGAGGAGGGGAAGGAACUGGGAUUGGGGGUGCUGGCGGCUCAGAACUGGCCCUAUGUCCUGUAGGGAGGGAACCGGGUUCCCGAAAAUUCGGGUCUCGACCUCGGAGGAGAAGUGGGGAGGGGAGAGGGGCCCAGUGGAACAGGUUUAGAGGAGGAGUGAUUUCUCUGUAUUGAGACAUUAAACACACGGCAGCUCCUGUCUUC
This is a messenger RNA of Ornithorhynchus anatinus (platypus), 2030 nucleotides long. RefSeq names its product C5a anaphylatoxin chemotactic receptor 2-like. Gene Ontology annotation, molecular function: G protein-coupled receptor activity; complement component C5a receptor activity. The transcript is spliced from 3 exons. Lineage: Eukaryota; Metazoa; Chordata; Mammalia; Monotremata; Ornithorhynchidae. Bases 754 to 1788 code for a protein of 344 amino acids. Gene Ontology annotation, biological process: positive regulation of cytosolic calcium ion concentration; chemotaxis; inflammatory response. Gene Ontology annotation, cellular component: plasma membrane. The record is from RefSeq and is a predicted model, not a curated record.